Aureobasidium uvarum is the source of this 228-nucleotide messenger RNA. NCBI's taxonomy places the organism in Eukaryota, Fungi, Ascomycota, Dothideomycetes, Dothideales, Saccotheciaceae. The record is from the annotation of a GenBank genome assembly.
AUGGAAUAUAGCAUUCGUACAAGGUCGCCUUUCCUCGAGUUCACCCAGGCUCAAGUCACGGAUCUCUGUAAAUGCCUCACAUCGUCCAGCACUGUUUCUAAGCCAAAACGCGAAGAAGGCUCGAUUGAGAAUGUCCUUGAGAAGAGGCAAUCGCAAGCUUCUUGCCAAGCCGAGAUGAGCAAGCAGUUCACCCAACCCUACAACUUCUGCACUUUCUACAAUGCAUAG